GAAGCCCCAGCAGCAGCUGGACGGGCUCUCGAACCGGCGGGGGUACGGUAUCCGACGUCGACGACGGGGUACGACGGCCUACGGUGCCGGGUCGUCCGCCGCAACAGCAGCAGCACUUCGCGGCCGUCGUCGUCAUUCGUCAGUAGUCAGUACUCGACACCCAGUACUCGUCACUCGUCACUCGUCACUCGUCCGUCGCGUAUUGUCGCCUGCAAACGGUCGGCAAGGGAUCUCCACAUACCCCUCGAAAUAUAUCAUCCAUAUUAUCCGCAUUCCCGAGUGACGAGUGUGGUUUUUUUUUUUGAAUUUUCGUUCAUAGGACCAGCAGACGGACGACGACGAUUCGUAUUUAAUUAUAAUAUUAUAAAUAUACCUACCAACGUAUUGUUAUUUUUUGUAAACCGCAAUAAACACAACCGCUAUUGCAUCGUUCUUCAACAUUGGUCUCGGCAGCGGCUUAUUCGACCUAAAAAUCGAAAACUUCAUAUAACCACUUCGGGGAAGUUUGCGGUCAGCUGCAGCAGGACCAUAACGUGGCCGGGUCUCCACCACUGCCAAGCAUAGAGCUUACGCGAUAAUACUAUGGCAUUAAAUCAUCAAAGAUAUACAGAUAAAUGGUGGGAAACAGAGUACAGUGACAACAUACACUCAUAUUUACAGUACCAUGAAGUUAAAUGGAGGAUGGUAUAUGGAGCCAGAUCGCCACAAAUUCAUUUGCGACCCGUGUUGUUAAAAACCAUUAGAAGUAUAGCCAAGACAUGUGAAAUUUCAAAUGUAUGUGUUCAUUUAGCCGUCACUCUGAUGGAUUUAUUUAUGGAUAACCAUGAUCUAAAAUUUGAUACUAUCAUGCUAGUCUCUUUUGCAUGCUUAACAUUAGCUGCAAAAAUUGAAGAACAUUGCUUAAAUAUACCAAAGUUAAAAACCAUGCAAAAUGUCAUUAGUAAAGAUGUAACAAACUCCCAUUUUCGUAAAGUUGAGAUGAAAAUUUUAAUGUUUUUUGAGUUCAAUGUUGCAGUACCUACAGUUGCACAUUUCAUUGAAUUUUAUAAAGACCAUUUUUACUGUGAUAAUGAUUUUUAUCAUAAUGAAUUUGCAUGUAUUUUAAAAGAUAAAUUCAAUAAUAUGAUAAUUUCAUACCAGGAUGUGUCGUUGGAAAGCAUAAAACUAAUAUCUUAUAAUCCAUCAAUGGUUGCAGCGAGUAUUAUUUUAACUACUAGGCACACAUUAGGAUUAGUACCAUGUUGGACUGCACAAUUACGAAAAGUGACGGGAUACUUAAAAAAAGAUCUUGUGCAGUGUUGUUCUCUAUUAGGAAGAAAUGUAAUGCAGCACAGAAAGCUUGUGCCUGUAGAUGAAGGAUAUCUUAGUUCUUCUCCAGGUUUUCAAUCUCCAGUUAUCAUGGCAAGUAAAAAGAAAAGAAGUCACAUUGAUGUACCAAAUGUAAUUUUAUCAAAACGAACAGCAUUCUAAAAUUUUUACAACUGUGAUAAGUUAUCCUACAAAAUUAUUCCUAUUUUCCUAGUUGUGUCAUUUCACAAUGCCUAUCCUAAGUUAUUUAUUUGUUUCUACUAUUUAAAAAUAUAUUGUGAUAUUUAUUCAUAAAGCUCAAUUUAUUUUAUGAGACUGAAUUCUGUUUUGUUUUAUUGGGUAAUUUAUAAUUAUUAUUUUUUUUUGUUGUUAUAAACUUAAAUUUUUAUUUAUUUAUAUUUAAUUGUUUGUGUAGAUAAAACUAGUUAAAAGUGUAUUCAAUCAUUUAUUAUGCAAUUGUUGUCAAAAUUCCAAAAAGGUAGAUUGAAUAUAAUUGUAAAAUACAAUUAUGUUAACUAAAAA
Acyrthosiphon pisum (pea aphid) is the source of this 1830-nucleotide messenger RNA. RefSeq names its product Cyclin J (gene CycJ). Lineage: Eukaryota; Metazoa; Arthropoda; Insecta; Hemiptera; Aphididae. Gene Ontology annotation, biological process: mitotic cell cycle phase transition. The coding region runs from base 583 to 1470 and encodes 295 amino acids. Gene Ontology annotation, molecular function: cyclin-dependent protein serine/threonine kinase regulator activity. The transcript has 6 exons. The record is from RefSeq and is a predicted model, not a curated record.